Messenger RNA from Aureobasidium uvarum, 1374 nucleotides. NCBI's taxonomy places the organism in Eukaryota, Fungi, Ascomycota, Dothideomycetes, Dothideales, Saccotheciaceae. The record is from the annotation of a GenBank genome assembly.
AUGACUGCGACUGGCGAGUGCAGGCUUUCUACAGUCGCUGUUCACAUGCUGAUUGUGGCAGACGGCCGCCAUGAGCGCCACAUGAUGCGCCAGAGAGGCGCUGGCGCUCGAUCUAUCCCUACAAAUUUCGGUUUCGUCUUUCAGGCCGGCCCUAUCCAAGUCUCGGACAACAACACCACCGGGCCACCAGUACCCGCACAUACACCCGCGACUGCCAUUGCUCAUGCACAACCCCGCCAAAUAUCCAAACCCUCGCCUUCUGCACAUGCGCCAGCUCCGAAGCGAAAGAGAGUCAUCAGAGAAGAAGACGACGAUCAAGUGUGGUUUCAAAAACGCCCAAAGAAGACGACAAAACCAGAAGCUCAAAACCAAACCAUACUCGCUGCACCCACCGAAACUGCCCUCGAUGAGUCGUUGCAAGAACCUCCGAUUGAGAAGAAGCCGACGAAGCGGAAAUCUGUACGGAAGCGUGUCUUGGUUCCGAAGAUACGCAAGAAGAUAUAUCAUGAACAACCAAUACCCCUAGCAGAAGCUGUUGUAGAGGUCGAUACCGCACCCAAGAAAAAGAUGAAAAAACCAACUGCUGUCACCAAACAAGAACUCAGACAACAAGACAUUGCUGGUGCAUCCCUACCAGAAGACAAGAGCAAUCACCCUCCGCAUACCGAUUCUUUACCAGAACCCGCACCCCCAACAAAGGCGAAAGUCAACAAGGACCUCAAGGAUGAAUGUAUUGCUGAGAAGAGUCGACCGAAGGCUGGACCACGAAAGAGAGCUGGAAGGAAACAGGGACAAGAAGAUGCUGAACCUCUACAACCGAGCCUGGAGGAAACGUUAAAGACUACAACGUCCACACUACCACCGGCGGACGAAGACAUCAACAAGGAGCCCAAGGCCAAGGUCACUCGACAACGAAAAGUUUCCAAGAAGCAAGUCGAUAAGGCUGUAGAGCAAGGAGCUUACCAAGAAUCCAUGAACGAAACUCCUUUGGCUGAACGGCCAGAUUUUCCACACGAAGCAGACGCGGACCUACCACCAAAGAAGAAGAAGGUAGUCAGAAGAGUGCGCGUCCCAAGGACAUCCGUAAAACCAGCAAUGCCUGGAAAAGAGGACCCAGUGGAUACAGACAAUAAGCAUGACACCAAGCCAUCAGCGUCGACCGACAAUAUCGAUUUGGCUCUGUUCGAAGCAGCAGCUCCGGCACCAACCACANAANAAGCAUCCAUGCCGCCCAAAAGAAUCUUCUUCAAUGAUGAUUCUGAUAUCGAUCUUGAUCAGAUGUUGAGCGGCAUUGCGGCAAUGGCUGGACCCAAGAGCGAUACCAAAGCCGAUGCAAAGUCUACUCGCGUCGCAAGGAAGAGGGUCGCAGUAUAA